Molecule: messenger RNA, 1035 nt
Organism: Hibiscus syriacus
Lineage: Eukaryota; Viridiplantae; Streptophyta; Magnoliopsida; Malvales; Malvaceae
Product: G-type lectin S-receptor-like serine/threonine-protein kinase SD1-1
Exons: 5
Biological process (GO): protein phosphorylation
Molecular function (GO): ATP binding; protein kinase activity
Source: RefSeq, a predicted model, not a curated record
CUUGCAACUCUAAUUGCUACCCUUUUGGGGUUCCUUUCACUCGUUUGUUACAUUCGCAGAAGCAGGAGGAAGUUAAAAGUUGAAGUUGAAGACAAGAAUGUGAAUCAUAGACAGAAUAAAGACGAAAAUGAAGACUUGGAGAUUGCAGUAUUUGGGUUUGGGACGAUAGCUCAAGCUACUGACACUUUUUCAUUUCGUAACAAGUUAGGUCAAGGAGGUUUUGGCUCUGUUUAUAAGGUGAAAGCUACUGUAUUUCAGUAUAGUAAAAUUGCAGUGAAGAGACUUACAAAGAGUUCUGGACAAGGAUUGAAUGAGUUUAAGACUGAAGAAAAGUUAAUUGCCAAACUUCAGCAUCGGAACCUUGUCAAAAUUCUUGGUUGCUGCAUUCAUGGAGAUGAGAGGAUGCUGGUUUACGAAUACAUGCUUAAUAGAAGCCUUGACUAUUUCAUUUUUGAUCAAACGAAAAGCAAAGUAUUAACUUGGUCCAAGCGUUUCCAUAUCAUCUGUGGGAUUGCUAGGGGAUUACUCUACCUUCAUCAAGACUCAAGAUUGAGGAUUAUUCAUAGAGAUUUAAAAGCUAGUAAUGUUCUACUUGACGGUGAAAUGAACCCAAAAAUUUCUGAUUUUGGCCUGGCAAGAACUUUUGGAGGCAAUCAAACAGAAGCCAAUACAAACAGAAUAGUUGGAACUUAUGGUUAUAUGGCACCAGAAUAUGCCACCGAUGGGCUGUUUUCAGUAAAAUCAGAUUGCCAUUUAUUAUGGACAGAAGGCAAGCCUUCGGAUGUUGCUGAUGAUUUCUUAGUAGAGACCGGCGAUCUACCUGAGCUAUUACGAUGCAUUCACAUUAGCCUUUUAUGUGUACAGCAGCAUCCAGAGGAGAGACCGAGCAUGUCAUCCGUGGUUCUUAUGUUGGGAAGUCAUAAUGAAUUGCCUUCGCCUAAACAACAUGGUUUCUUGUUUUACAACAAACCCAUUGAAGCAGAUCCUUCACCUGGCAAUGACGGACCGUCUUCGAGAAACGAAAUGAUCGGUUAG